Molecule: messenger RNA, 4299 nt
Organism: Hypoxylon fragiforme
Lineage: Eukaryota; Fungi; Ascomycota; Sordariomycetes; Xylariales; Hypoxylaceae
Product: P-loop containing nucleoside triphosphate hydrolase protein
Exons: 3
Coding region: 268-3960 (1230 amino acids)
Biological process (GO): vesicle transport along actin filament; endocytosis; actin filament organization
Cellular component (GO): cytoplasm; actin cytoskeleton; vesicle
Molecular function (GO): actin filament binding; ATP binding; microfilament motor activity
Source: RefSeq, a predicted model, not a curated record
GCCUAAAUCACCUAAACACCCUGAACAACUUAAUCACUGGAAAUACAAAGUCGAUCUUCAUAUAUCCAAAUACCAUACUGCGCCUGCGCACUUUUUACUUUACACUUCCUCCUUACGUCGCUAUAUCAUAUAUUGACUUUCUUUAAAAUCAAAUCAAUAAUUUCAACCACAAUCCUGACCCGGCAUUUCCUCCGUAUCUAGAAAUCAACGCCUCACCCCCUUGUUGGAUAACAUCAGCCUUGCCAAUCCUGUUCAUGCGAGCCCAAUAUGGGUAUAAGUAGGAGACCGAAGGAUAAGUCAGGCGGAGCAUCUCGCGCUGGCGGGGCGCAUGACGGAGCCGCGAGGCCUAAGAAAGCCACAUUCGAGACCACCAAGAAGAAAGAGAUAGGGGUUUCUGAUCUGACAUUGCUUAGCAAGGUAUCAAAUGAAGCAAUUAAUGAAAACUUGAAGAAGCGAUUCGAGGGUCGCGAGAUCUAUACCUAUAUCGGCCAUGUCUUGGUUUCCGUCAACCCCUUUAGAGAUCUCGGGAUCUACACCGACCAGGUCCUCGAAUCCUACAAAGGCAAGAACCGACUGGAGAUGCCACCCCACGUUUUCGCGAUCGCCGAAUCAUCCUACUAUAACAUGAAGGCCUACCACGAGAACCAGUGCGUGAUCAUUUCUGGAGAGUCAGGAGCUGGCAAGACCGAGGCCGCCAAGCGCAUCAUGCAAUACAUCGCCAAUGUAUCUGGAGGAGAGAGCGGAGAGAUCAAGCAGAUCAAGGACAUGGUGCUGGCAACCAAUCCGUUACUCGAGUCUUUCGGAAACGCCAAGACCUUACGAAAUAACAACUCGUCUCGGUUCGGAAAGUACUUACAAAUACAUUUCAAUACAAACGGAGAGCCUGUAGGAGCGGAUAUUACCAAUUAUUUGCUAGAAAAGACGCGAGUGGUCGGCCAGAUCACCAACGAGCGAAAUUUCCAUAUCUUCUAUCAGUUCUCCAAGGGAGCAUCUGAGAACUACCGGACCAUGUUCGGUAUCCAGAAGCCGGAGACGUAUGCCUACCUCAGCCGGUCCAAGUGUUUCAAUGUCGAUGGUAUCGACGAUCUUGCCGAUUUCCGAGAAACCCUAGAAGCCAUGAAGAUCAUUGGUCUAUCUCAGGCCGAACAGGAUGACGUUUUCCGUAUGUUGGCCGCCAUUCUGUGGGCCGGAAACAUUCACUUUGUGGAAGGAGACGACGGUUAUGCCGCUGUAGCAGAUCAGUCGGUCGUAGACUUCCUAGCGUAUCUCCUGGAGGUUACUCCCGAGGCGCUGAUUAAAGGCAUUACCAUACGGAUCUUGACUCCGAGGAGUGGAGAGGUAAUCGAGUCUCCAGCCAACACAGCCCAGGCAACCGCAACAAAGGACGCGUUGGCUAUGGCUAUCUAUUAUAAUCUUUUUGAUUGGAUUGUUGGGAGAAUCAACCAAUCCUUACAGGCACGGCAAGCGACAGCCAACAAUAUUGGAAUUCUAGAUAUUUAUGGGUUCGAAAUUUUCGAGAAAAACAGCUUCGAGCAGCUUUGCAUCAACUACGUGAACGAAAAGCUCCAGCAGAUCUUUAUCCAACUUACUCUCAAGGCGGAACAGGAGGAAUACGCACGAGAAAAGAUCCAAUGGACGCCUAUCAAGUAUUUUGAUAAUAAGAUCGUGUGUGAUCUGAUCGAGCAGAUUCGGCCCCCUGGUCUCUUCUCUGCCCUGAAGGAUGCCACGAAGACAGCCCACGCCGAUCCUGCUGCUUGUGACCGUACCUUCAUGCAGAGCAUCAGCGGCAUGUCGAACGCUCACCUCACCCCUCGACAAGGCAGUUUCAUCAUCAAACAUUAUGCUGGCGAUGUUAGUUACACCGUCGAAGGCAUCACCGACAAAAACAAGGACCAGCUUCUAAAGGGUGUUCAAAGCUUGUUCCAGCAGAGUGCUAACCAAUUUGUUCACACUAUAUUCCCUCACCAGGUAGACCAAGACAAUCGCAAGCUGCCCCCCACAGCAGGCGAUAGAAUCCGAACUUCGGCCAAUGCUCUAGUGGAAACUUUGAUGAAGUGCCAGCCAUCGUACAUCCGAACGAUCAAGCCAAACGAGAACAAAUCCCCCUCGGAGUAUAAUGUUCCUAACGUUCUUCACCAGAUCAAAUAUCUAGGUCUCCAAGAGAACGUAAGAAUUCGUCGUGCCGGGUUUGCUUACCGUCAAUCGUUUGAGAAAUUCGUCGAGCGAUUCUUCUUGUUGUCCCCUGCCACGUCUUACGCGGGCGAGUAUACCUGGUCAGGAACAGAGGAGGCUGCCGUGAAGCAGAUAUUGAAGGAUACUAGUAUUCCCAAGGAAGAGUGGCAACUGGGUGUUACCAAGGCUUUUAUCAAGUCUCCAGAAACGUUAUUCGCCUUAGAGACGAUGCGAGACCGAUAUUGGCAUAACAUGGCCACCCGUAUCCAACGAAUGUGGAGAGCAUACCUAGCCUACCGCGCCGAGUCAGCGACUCGAAUUCAACGAUUCUGGCGGAAGAAGAGAGUAGGUGCCGAGUAUCUACAAUUACGUGACCAAGGUCAUAAAGUACUACAAGGGCGCAAGGAACGUCGGCGGUAUAGCUUGUUGGGCUCCCGACGUUUCUUGGGUGAUUACCUAGGAAUCAAUGCAUCAAAUGGACCUGGGAAUCAUGUCCGUAACGCGGUGCAAAUGACAAGUAACGAAAAGGUUCUCUUCUCGUGCCGAGGCGAGGUAUUAGAAGCCAAGUUUGGUCGAUCAAGCAAACCGAGUCCUCGAAUUCUAAUUGUCACCAAUAGCAAGUUCUAUGUCGUGGCUCAGGCAUUGGUCAACCAUCAGGUUCAGAUUGUGGUUGAACGACAAAUCCCGUUGGGGGCAAUUAAAUUCAUCGGAGUUUCCACAUGUCGUGAUGAUUGGUUCUCGCUAGGGGUUGGAUCUCCUCAAGAACCAGACGCGCUCCUAAACUGUGUUCUAAAGACUGAGCUCUUCACCCAGAUGCAACGAGUAAUGCCAGGGGGCGGGUUUAAUCUCAAGAUUGGAGAAUCGAUAGAAUAUGCCAAGAAGCCUGGAAAGAUGCAACUCGUUAAAGUCUUGAAAGAUUCACAACAGGUGGUAGACUAUUAUAAGAGCGGUGGUGUUCAUACGCAACCCGGAGAAUCCCCGUCAUCUGUUUCCAAGCCGACGCCGAAGGGAAAGCCAGUUCCACCCCGACCAAUUACUCGUGGCAAACUCAUCAAGCCUGGUGGUCCUGGUGGUAGACCCGCUCGAACGACAGCCGCUCGUCCUAGUACCACAAAGCGUGGGCCGGCGGCACUCCAGUCGCGACCAGUUCCUACCCCGGUUUCUGCCGCUGCCGCUGCCUCUGCUUCUACGUUAAGCAACGUAAGUAGCGUAAGCAGCAGCUCCAGCCACUCCCGUAACAAAAGCUCGACCUCAUCUGUUCGUGCGCCACCUCCCCCACCUCCUGCAGCACCUCCAGCGAAGGGCAAGAUCACUGCGAAGGUCAUUUAUGACUUUGCUGGUCAACGGGAGAAUGAACUGUCGGUAAAAGCGGGCGAUAUUAUCGAGAUUGUGCAAAAGGAGAACAAUGGCUGGUGGCUAGCUAAGCAUGUGGGGGGACAGGCGUGGGUACCAGCAGCGUAUGUUGAGGAACAAGCAUCAGCUCCACCGCCGGCACCAGCGCCGGCACCCAGAGCCCCGCCACCACCGCCUAGCUCAAACGGUACAGCGAAUGCAGCGCGCAGCAAACCCACACCACCGCAACCUCCUGCGAAACGCCCGGCUGCAGGCAGGAAACCUGCACCGCUCCCAACCCACCCGCGAGACUCGGGCAUGAGUCUUAACGCCAACGGCGGUUCCGACAGCAGCCGUAGUAACACGCCGACACCGAGCGUCGCCGGUUCCCUAGCCGAUGCCCUGCUAGCGAGGAAGAACGCUAUGCAGAAGAAAGAAGAUGAUGAUGAUUGGUAAACCCAACAACGACGCCAACGACCAUGACAAAGACAACAGGUUUAUAGCGAGAACAGUCGUAGUAGAAGUAGUCGGAGUAAGGGUAGAAGCAGGUAGAAGAAAGAAAGAAAGAAAGAAAGAAAGAGAGAACCCGUGUAAAAACUGAAAAACACAGUUUCUGGAAAUUUGGAAUUUGGGUUGCUGGGGUGUAGAUACCUACCUAGAGGUAUACAUUAUGUAGCGUGCCUACAUAGUACAUACAUAGCACUUAGAUGCCUACCCUCGUAGUAGAGUAGGUUACGCGAAAGAAAGCAGCGUUGAAGGCGUAAGCACGCAAGCAAUCGAACAAUUAAACCUUUA